AUGCCUUCGACUCAGCGUCACGUCUUCGACUACUGCAAGUUACGGUCACUAAUCGGCCACGCCAAAACCCCCAGUACACCUCCCGCCACUUCGCCUGAAGAUCACAGUCGCGCCUCAAGACUCGUCAAAAUCAUCAAGCGCGAGGUCCUGGCCAAUGUCUCCGACUUCUACAAGCAGACAGAAGCCGCAUUCGAGGAGGCCACAGUCUGGCCAGUCACUCUACCUGUGCACGAGCACCUCCGUGCUCUCUGCUACCGCCACCACCGCAACAUCGCUUCGGUCCAGGGCGCCAUGCCGCAAUUGACAGCUUGCAUGAAGGAGCUUCCGAUGGCAUAUAAGAAGGAGGGCAUGAUCACGACUCUGAACCGUCGCGAGGAGGUGGAGCGGAGAUUGCAAGAGAGCACAGCCGAGUACGAGAGAGAGCUGGGCCAAGUGGGGGAGUGGAGAGCCAAGCUUAAGGAAACCCUCGAGCACUAUUGGGUGGACGUUCAAGAGAUGGUAGCCGCUGUCGACCCAGACCAACCUCGUGGCAACCAGGAGCUUGUAACCAGGGCACACGGCAUCAUCGAAAACUACAUCAACAGCCUGGAUGGACUUCAGGAGGAGAAGAAUAUCUUGUGGAACUGCCCCAAGGGCAGGGUCAGAUCGCAACUGGUCGCCGAACACCCGGAAAACCAAGGCGCCAGCAAUCUCCAGAUCUCCAUUGACGAGUAUGUCUUCGUCCUGCUCCGCGUGAUCGAGAAGAAGCCAGCCAACUCACGCGACCCGUCCAACUGGACAGCCUCCAUGUUCGACAUCCUUCGCAAGAUGAUGAGAGCCCCAGAAUCGAUCAACCUCAACGAAGUCAUCAUCUGCGAGUCGGACAAGGUGUCUCUCCUCUACGAUGACCUGUUGCGGAACGAGUGCUCGGUGUGCCUGGACCCCUACGAGGACGCGACCUAUGUUGCUGGAGAGGACCCGUGCUUCCACAGCUUCUGCUUCGAGUGCAUCGUUACGUGGGCUGACGAGAAGGAGACGUGCCCAAUGUGUCGAAAGGCUAUCGAUCUUGUCGAUUUGCGGCGAGUUGAUGUGACGCGCGUAGACCGCACGGUCGAGGAUGAAGGGACUGAGCACGAACAGGCAAGUCAGCGACCAGGAACCUGCACGCAACAUGCCUGA
This is a messenger RNA of Zasmidium cellare ATCC 36951, 1158 nucleotides long. RefSeq lists its product as uncharacterized. The record is from RefSeq and is a predicted model, not a curated record. Bases 1 to 1158 code for a protein of 385 amino acids. Gene Ontology annotation, molecular function: ubiquitin-protein transferase activity. NCBI's taxonomy places the organism in Eukaryota, Fungi, Ascomycota, Dothideomycetes, Mycosphaerellales, Mycosphaerellaceae. The transcript is spliced from 2 exons. Gene Ontology annotation, biological process: protein autoubiquitination.